Messenger RNA from Aphanomyces invadans, 671 nucleotides. RefSeq lists its product as hypothetical. The transcript has a single exon. Bases 114 to 416 code for a protein of 100 amino acids. NCBI's taxonomy places the organism in Eukaryota, Oomycota, Saprolegniomycetes, Saprolegniales, Verrucalvaceae. The record is from RefSeq and is a predicted model, not a curated record.
UGCGGCGAAAAUGUUGAGCUGGUACCACGACUGGUGGCGCCGGUGGAGACAUUGCUGAGCUGAGAGCACGACGGGUGGCGCAGGUGGCGACACUGCUGCGCUGGGACCACGACAUGGGUCCCGACGACGACAAUGCUGCUGGGACCAUGAUGUGUGGCGCCGGUGACGACAAUGCUGCUGGAACCACGAAGUGUGGCGCAGGCGGUGACAAUGUUGGGCUGGUACCACGAUGUGUGGCGCAGUUGGCGACAUUGCUGCGCUGGGAUCGCGACGGGUGGUGCCGGUGGAGACAAUUCUGCACUGGGACCACGAUGUGUGGCGCCGACGGUGACAAUGCUGAGCUGAUAUCACGACGUGUGGAGCCGGUGACGACAUUGCCAGCUGAGAUCACGACGGGCGUCGCCGGUGUCGACUAGAAGCGAAUAUUCGUUAUCGAACUGCUCCCGAUGCACAUGCUCUGGCACCACUCCGGUGUGCCUGGACUGGACGACAACCACAACCUUGCUGGAUUUUUGGACAAAAUAUCCACGAGCUAUCCCCCCACCUGGUCAUGUCCACGGCACUUGUGAUCAUCUAUUCCGAUGAAUAGAUGAUCACAAUCUAUUUGAAUUGUAGUGAAGUAGGAAAGUAUUUAGGGGUUAAAUGUCAAAUACACCCCGAUUGAACAGUGA